Molecule: messenger RNA, 2684 nt
Organism: Anopheles coustani
Lineage: Eukaryota; Metazoa; Arthropoda; Insecta; Diptera; Culicidae
Gene: Mcm10
Product: protein MCM10 homolog
Exons: 1
Coding region: 83-2488 (801 amino acids)
Biological process (GO): DNA replication initiation; DNA replication
Cellular component (GO): nucleus; replication fork protection complex
Molecular function (GO): DNA replication origin binding; single-stranded DNA binding
Source: RefSeq, a predicted model, not a curated record
UUGAAUUGAAAAGUUUUACGUGUGAGCUCGUAGGUAAUAUUAUUUAUUAAAGUAAUUGUGAAUUAAAGAAAAAUCCGGCAAAAUGGCUGAAGCAAUUGAAGAGCUCGAAGUAGACGAACUGGAACAACUUUUGUUGGAUGCCUACGAGGAUAAUACAGAUGAGGAAAAUAGCAGUGCCGUUCCGAGAAGCGGCGGCCCAGUGGACACCCCGAAACCGAAACUGACCACAGAGGGUUCCAGCUUUCUGCUGGGUGAUACAGAAAACACGGCUAGUGGUUCAUCAAACCGUGCCGCGCCGGAAACUGAUGAUUCGGUGGCCGCUAUGAUCCGGGAUGCGGACGUUGAUUCAUCGGACGACGAAGAGACGAGAAACUUCUUCGAGCGCAAAUAUAACCAAUACGGGCGUCAGAUAAACGAUCUUCUCAAGUCGAAAGAAGAGGAAAAAUCCGAUCAAGCCCUAUCGAAGUGGGUUGAUAACAAGCUGAGGCAAAUUAAUCGUGCCACUGCCCAGCCACCCGCUCCAGUGCGAUCCCCGGAGGAGGAGGGAAAGAAGACGUUAGCAGUGGCCAAACCGUCCGUGCCCGUUAGUCCCGGAGGAGCUGCCAGGAAAGAUUUACCGGCUAAUAAAAUCCCGGCAGUUUUCGAAGCGACCGUACACACUGAUCCAAUCUUUGGUAUGCGUAUCGUGCACCCGCUGGUGUCGAGCCAGAUGCUUCAGGAGCAUAUGAAGGAAAAGAAAGCGGUCCCAUUUGUGCGAUUACGGAACUUUGUCGAAACAGCCGAUCUCGAGCAGGAUUGGGUGAUCGGAGGAGUUCUUGUAAGCAAAAGUCCAACGAAAACCACAUCGAAGGGAAAGCAGUUUGCCAUCUGGAAGUUGAGUGAUCUGCACGGCGACAUCAAGAUGGUGACCCUGUUUUUGUUCGGGUCGGCCUACAAAGACCUUUGGAAAACUGCCGACGGAACGGUGGUGGCCGUGCUGAAUCCAAACGUCCUGAACGGGAACAAUGAGAAAAACUCGGAGGCCACUUUAUCGAUCGACCGGGCAACGAAAGUUAUGAUAUUGGGACAGUCACGCGAUCUUGGCAAAUGUCGCAGUCGCAAGAAGAAUGGAGAUCGCUGUACGGCCAUCGUUAACCUGGGCAAGUGUGAGUAUUGCGUGUACCACAUUAAGCAGGAGUACGGUAAAGCUUGCAACCGUGGCGGGAUCCUUACGUCCACCGGAGGACAAGGGUUGAAUGGGCUGCGCAACAAGGUGCUCGGCAAGAACGAGGUUUUCUACGCGGGGCAAAGUUUUAGCGCGAUCAAGGCUGUAAAGCAUCCGAAGCAGAUGGAAAAGGAUCGUAAUCGGAUGCUAACGUUGUCCGAUUACUAUCGAUCUCCGUUUGAAGGAAGUGGUGGAGGAAGCGAAACUGGUACAGUGGCCUCAAGUCCAUCUUCUGUUCCUUCCUACCGAAGAACUGGAUCCGGACCAACGGGAUCUAGCGUGACACCGAAAGGAUCCGCAGCAAGAGUAGAAGUGAAUGUUGAUCAGCGAAAGAAGGAUAUGGAAAGAUUGCAAAGUCUCGGUGUAUCGUUGGAAUCAUUUAAAGCUGGUCAACAGUCCGUCUCUUCGCCACGCACACAAACUACACAACAAGCCGCUAGUUUGGGGGCAGUGAGUCAGACUCCAGCAUCCAGCACCAGUACACCGGCAAAUCCUCUCGCAAAUCGAAAGUUUAGCCUCGAAUCCGUGCCCCGGUUGAGUCGGACUUCGUUCGACAUUGAAUUCACCAAGCAGAUGCCUACGUUGAAAGCGUUACAGUCGCGUGCCCGUGCUACCGCGAUUUUGAAAGAAAAACCGGCUGAAAAGUCCAACCCAAAUUUCAUCAAGUACCGCGGCACGGAACAGGGUAAGAAGCGAGUAUUGGAGGAGGUUGCUAAAAACGCCCCAUUAUCGGAGGAAAAUGCCGCCAAGCGGCAGAAAGUAGAUAAGGCGGUGGAGGACGAAGCGGAACGUGCCCGGAAGGAGCACAUGAAACGCAUCAUCGAAGCGACCUCGUCCCACCAGGAUCUCGUGGUGGCGAGGGAGAACGAACAGCAGGAGGAAUACUUCAAGACGCUCGAGCGCAAGGAAGCGAUGGAAGAGAAGAUGCUCAAUACGUUCAAGGUGGCGUGCAAGGCGGUCAGCUGCCGGCAGUGCAAGUACAUUGCGUUUUCCGCCGCGGAUCGUUGCAAGUCCGAGGGCCAUCAGCUGCGGGUGCACGAUGCCGAAAAGCGCUUCUUCCGGUGCGCCGACUGUGGUGGACGAACGGUCAGCUUGUUCCGGAUACCGAAGGUAAGCUGUAAGGCGUGCCAGGGUUCACGAUGGGAGCGGUGCGCCAUGAUGCGCGAGAAACGAGGUGUUCAGAUUGGCGAUGUCCUGUCCAUUCGGGGCGAUGAGGAGAAGUACUUGGGUAGUUUGGCCGGGGCUAGUGCAAGUUUGAACUUGCUUAUGCCGGAGGAAAAUUGAUCUGCAAGCUCACAUUGUUCACAUUUAGCACAAAUUUAUCAUAAAUUCUGAUAAUGAGGUUACGUUUGAGAAAAAAUAUAAAUGUUUCAUAAUAAAUAACAGUCCCCGCGCGUUCGGAUUACAUUACGAAUACGAUUCUUUAUUGUUUGACCUGUUUUUGCCAAAGUUCUGUAAUAUAAAUGUAUACAAAAUGUGA